AUGCCGCCCGUUCUUGCUUCUAUUGGUACUGUCCUCAUCGACGCGUUCGACACUCUUCCUCGACCUGUCGUGGAUGAUGUCUCGCCAGAGUACUCGAGCCCAACCUCUCCUGGAGUACCCCAACCUCCCAUGAGUAACGUCCCUCCUCCUCUCUUCAUACCCCCCUCCCAUCUCCGUUUAUCUCCGUCAUUGUCCUCGCCGAGUGCGUCCGCACCGUCGGGUCCUUCUACCCCUCAGCUCUCCUUGGAUGACAUCCCCGUCCCCAACGCUGAGGAAGUGUACGAGAUGCUGGGAGGCGGUGGCCUCUUUGCACUAGUGGGUGCCCGUAUCUGGCUGCCGCCUAGUCGGUUACGUGCUCUUGCGAAUCGCGCACCGCCUGAAGAGGAUGAUUGUCCGAAAGACAUCGAAGACAGGCUCAACAAGCUUGGCGAGGAAAUAUGGGUAUGGAACCGUGGUCCGGGGGUCAAGAUGACUCGGGCUCGUAUACGGUACGAGGGCAAUGUUAGAUACUUUCAGCCGAUAGUCAAGGCUCCUCAUUGGUCAUGGACCGAUAUGUGUGAAUCUCCACUCCGAGACUCUGAAUAUCUUCACAUAGCUCCUCCUUACUCUCCCAAAGACGUCUUUGAUCUGAUCGAGGAGCAAAAGGCAAGCAAGGGACAGACCUGGAAUCCCAAGGUUGUCUUUGAGCCUACUCCGCCGUCGUGUCAUGCUGGGCAGCGGGAAUGGCUAGAGAAAAUUUUACCACACAUCCACGUUCUUUCCCCCAACCACGAAGAGCUCUUCUCAUUCUACGACAUUCCCACCAUGUCUGUCCAAUCUCCGUCUCUCCGGCCGACGGUUGAGCAUCUUGUGACGUCCCUCAUCCACGACGUUGGCAUUGGCGCCGACGGUGAGGGUAUAAUCGUGAUCCGAUGUGGCUCCCUUGGUUCUUGUGUCGGUACAAAACAAGGCGGGCUCAAGUGGUGCCCGGCGUACUGGGAUAAAGAGAACAGCAAGCGGGUCAAAGAUGUUACAGGAGCUGGCAACUCUUUCUUGGGAGGCUAUGUCGCCGGCCUGCACCUUUCCGACAAUCCGUACGAGGCUGCACUUUACGCUACCGUCUCCUCCUCCUUCGUUGUUGAGCAAUUUGGCCUUCCAUCUCUCACGGGUGCCGAUGCCAGCACAGGAGAAGAAGAGUGGAACUCUGACAACCCCAGCCGAAGACUUCGCCAUCUUAAAAAACGUCUUCUCGCCAUUUGCAACUGA
Cryptococcus amylolentus CBS 6039 is the source of this 1245-nucleotide messenger RNA. RefSeq lists its product as hypothetical. Bases 1 to 1245 code for a protein of 414 amino acids. The transcript is spliced from 6 exons. NCBI's taxonomy places the organism in Eukaryota, Fungi, Basidiomycota, Tremellomycetes, Tremellales, Cryptococcaceae. The record is from RefSeq and is a predicted model, not a curated record.